This is a messenger RNA of Lactuca sativa (garden lettuce), 1961 nucleotides long. RefSeq names its product T-complex protein 1 subunit epsilon. NCBI's taxonomy places the organism in Eukaryota, Viridiplantae, Streptophyta, Magnoliopsida, Asterales, Asteraceae. Gene Ontology annotation, biological process: protein folding. The record is from RefSeq and is a predicted model, not a curated record. Gene Ontology annotation, molecular function: ATP hydrolysis activity; ATP-dependent protein folding chaperone; ATP binding.
ACCAAUCAGAUAUUCUUCUAAGUUCCAAGCACACUCUGUGUGCCGAUCUCACUCUCGUUUUCGCUUCAUUUGUCGAUCUAAGAGCUUAGUCGACUGAAGAUCUGCAAAAAUGGCGUUAGCGUUCGAUGAAUAUGGAAGGCCGUUCAUAAUACUGAGGGAACAAGAAAGUAAGACUAGGUUAAGGGGUUUAGAUGCUCAGAAGGCUAAUAUCGCCGCCGGCGUUGCCGUUUCUCGCAUCCUCCGGACAUCUCUUGGUCCUAAAGGAAUGGACAAGAUGCUCCAGAGUCCCGACGGCGACAUCACUAUCACAAAUGAUGGCGCAACGAUCUUGGAGCAGAUGGAUGUUGACAAUCAAAUUGGAAAACUUAUGGUUGAACUAUCACGUAGUCAAGACUAUGAGAUUGGCGAUGGAACAACCGGUGUAGUUGUUCUGGCUGGUGCACUUUUAGAACAAGCAGAGAAGCUUCUGGAACGUGGAAUCCAUCCCAUCCGAGUUGCAGAAGGAUUCGAGAUAUCAUCAAGGAUUGCUGUUGAUCAUUUAGAACAAAUAGCUCAUAAGUUUGAUUUCAAUGCCACAAACAUAGAACCUUUGGUUCAAACUUGCAUGACCACCUUAUCCUCCAAAAUUGUGAAUCGUUGCAAGCGAAGUUUGGCUGAGAUUGCUGUAAAGGCAGUCAUGGCUGUUGCUGAUUUAGAGAGGAAAGAUGUUAACCUAGACCUUAUUAAAGUGGAGGGGAAAGUAGGUGGGAAACUGGAAGAUACAGAACUCAUCUAUGGAAUCAUUGUCGACAAAGAUAUGAGUCACCCACAAAUGCCAAAGCAAAUUGAAGAUGCCAAAAUUGCCAUCUUGACUUGCCCAUUUGAACCCCCAAAGCCCAAGACCAAACAUAAGGUUGACAUUGACACUGUUGAGAAGUUUCAAACCUUACGUAAGCAAGAACAAAAAUACUUUGAUGACAUGGUUCAAAGAUGCAAGGAUGUUGGGGCUACAUUGGUAAUUUGCCAAUGGGGAUUUGAUGACGAAGCAAAUCACUUGCUAAUGCACAGAAACUUGCCUGCUGUGAGAUGGGUUGGUGGUGUAGAACUUGAGCUUAUAGCAAUAGCAACUGGUGGUAGAAUUGUUCCCAGGUUCCAAGAACUAACAACUGAAAAACUAGGAAAGGCUGGUUUGGUUAGAGAAAAGGCGUUUGGUACCACAAAGGAUCGUAUGCUUUAUAUUGAGCAUUGUGCAAACUCAAGGGCUGUAACUGUAUUUAUCCGUGGUGGUAACAAAAUGAUGAUAGAGGAGACAAAGCGCAGCAUUCAUGAUGCAUUAUGUGUUGCUAGAAAUCUGAUCCGUAACAACUCCAUUGUAUAUGGUGGUGGGGCAGCUGAAAUUUCAUGUUCAAUUGCAGUAGAAGCUGCUGCUGAUAAAUAUCCUGGUGUUGAACAGUAUGCGAUCCGGGCUUUUGCGGAUGCGUUGGAUUCUGUUCCCAUGGCUCUUGCGGAGAAUAGUGGUUUGAGUUGCAUUGAAACACUAUCAGCAGUGAAAGCACAACAAAUUAAGGAGAACAAUCCUUGCUGUGGUAUUGAUUGUAAUGACACGGGGACAAAUGAUAUGCGUGAGCAGAAUGUGUUUGAAACCUUGAUUGGGAAGCAACAGCAGAUGUUGCUUGCGACACAAGUUGUGAAGAUGAUUUUGAAGAUCGAUGAUGUCAUCUCUCCAUCUGAGUAUUGAGAUAUGAUAUAUGGAGGUAUUAUGAUUAUUAUUAUGAUGUAGCUUUUGAAAUUUUGGUCCAUGUUAUGUAGAACAUUGCAAACUGAUUUUAUUUGGUUUGAUUGGAGAACUUUUUUCAUGCAUUUUGGUUUUGUAGUGUGUUAUGUUUUGAGAAACAAAAAGUACACGUUUUACUUGCUGUUUAAGCAACAACUUUUGAGGAGGGUUUGUAUUGUCAAGAUCAUCAUGGUUUUCGUGUGCUAAA